Dunckerocampus dactyliophorus (ringed pipefish) is the source of this 7333-nucleotide messenger RNA. It is a transcript of the gene gipc2, whose product is annotated as GIPC PDZ domain containing family, member 2. The record is from RefSeq and is a predicted model, not a curated record. Gene Ontology annotation, molecular function: protein binding. NCBI's taxonomy places the organism in Eukaryota, Metazoa, Chordata, Actinopteri, Syngnathiformes, Syngnathidae. The transcript is spliced from 6 exons. Bases 147 to 1142 code for a protein of 331 amino acids.
GAGGAAGGAAGGAAGGAAGGAAGAAAGGAAGACAGAAAGAAGAGCUCGACGCGGAAACAAGGAAGUAAAUAAGCGCGAGGAAGAUUGUUGGUCUUCAACAGGUUCAAAUGUUUUAUCGGCACUGACCAGCAAACGACAGAAAGAAAAUGCCGCUGGGGCCGUGGAGGAAGAAAAACAAGUCGCCCAAGGAGCACCUGGUGGACAAUGAGGAGGUCGGUGGCGGACACGCAGGUGCCGGGUGCUCACUCACUAAAUCCGCCGUCAAUGGCGCCGGGCUGCCGCCUCCGCCCGCCAACCUGCGGCCCAAACUGGUCUUCCACACGCAGCUGGCCCACGGAAGUCCCACCGGCAGGAUCGAGGGCUUCACCAACGUCAAAGAGCUCUACGCCAAGAUAGCAGAUGCCUUCAAUAUCAACCCACCAGAGAUCCUCUUCUGCACCCUCAACACCCACAAGAUUGACAUGGACAAGCUGCUGGGGGGCCAGAUCGGCCUGGAGGACUUUAUCUUUGCCCACGUCAAAGGGAUCAAGAAGGAGGUGGAAGUGUUUAAGUCUGAGGAUGCCCUCGGCCUCACAAUCACAGACAACGGAGCAGGAUACGCUUUCAUCAAGCGCAUCAAGGAGGGCAGCGUUGUGGACAAGGUGAAAGUGAUCUGCGUGGGCGAUCACAUCCAGUGCAUCAACGGUCGCAACAUCAUCGGCACACGGCACUAUGAGGUGGCCCGCAUGCUCAAAGAGUUACCCAGGGAUGAGACAUUCACCCUCAAGCUGGUGGAGCCCAUGAAGGCUUUUGAAAUGCUGGAGCCUAGGUCCAAGCCAGGUGCCAAGCCCAGCAGUGAGAGCAAGGUCACAAACGGCAAGGGAACGUUAAGACUUCGCUCCAAGGGACCAGCGACAGUAGAAGAUGAGCCAACAGAGUUUGAAGAGAAAGCAGUGAAAAAGGUGGAUGACCUGCUGGAGAGCUACAUGGGAAUCAGAGACACUGAACUUGCUGCCACCAUGGUGGAGGUGGGCCGUGACAAGAAGAACCCGGACGAGUUUGCCAUGGCACUGGACGAGACUCUCGGCGACUUUGCCUUCCCAGAUGAGUUUGUCUUUGACGUGUGGGGCGCCAUCGGAGAUGCCAAGCAUGGAAGGUUCUAGGUUCCCACCCCCCAAACACACAUCUCUUUUUAUCCUAGUGCAACUUUUUUUUUUUUUUUUAAUCCUGGAGGAAGCCCAAGUCGUGAUAGUGAGGGCGGGGCCAAGUCUUGUUGCUGGCAGAGACUGUUAAAGGUCUGUGACACGUGAACGGACCCCUCCUCCUGCAUGGUACCGAAUCUUUAACUGCAUUUUUAAAAACACUUGCUAGCUGUAUCAUUUGAAAUGCCAAGAUCACACAACUUUUUAUUGUUUUUUCAUGUGUAAGAUUUGUGGGCUGUCAUUUUUGGAGCAAUGGUUGAAGUCCGUGGUGCCGUGUCUUUCCUGGUCUGGAGACUUGCAGCACAAAUAACAAAAGAGAUUGAAAUUUCUUCACACAGAUGGACUUUGUAGUCCUUAGUUGUCUUUGUCUUCACCUCACUAUUUACUGUAGGCAUAAUUAAUCUGCUGUAAUACAGGGAAAUGUCUGGAAUGUGAUAAGCUCCAUCCAAAGUCUCCCAUGCAUGUACACUUAACACCAAACUGAUUCAUUCUCAGGACAUAUUUUCCCAUAUUAUGGCUUUUAAGUUAAAUUGACACAAGACAUAUUAUUCAUACAUUUUGUGCACUCAAGAUGCUGUAAGCAAUCCAGGUAGGCCAAUUUAUACACUUAAAGGGAUAGCUCGGAUUUUUUUACAUGAGUUGUAAGACAUCCCCAUCAGCAGUGUACAACAUCAACAGUGACUUACACCCCCAAUUGGUCCCGGGAGUCCAGUUCUAGUCGGAGAUCUCUUUCUUGCUGGGGCCAUUUAAGUAAAGGGUUUGGCAUCAGACCUCACAAAAUGCUCGGCAUUAGAUUUUUCUCCCGUCGUAUUCCUGCGCACUGUCGCCUGUGCAUUCAUGUGUAGGUGAUGAAGAUGCUUGCGUCUUGUCUCGCUGUGGAACACAUAUGUAAACAAGAUGGCCGCGGAAGAAUAGUGGCAUUACCGCGAGCGUCUUCAUCACAUACACCUGAAUGCACAGGCGACAGUGCCCAAGCAUACGGCGGGAGACAAAUAUGACGCUGAGCAAUUUGUGAGGUCUAAUUUUUUUGAGGAGGCAUUUUUGUGAUGCAAAUGUGUUACUCUUUUGAAUGCAUAUUGUUUUGAGAAGCCAAACUCUUUACUUAAAUGGCCCCAGCAACUAAGUGGAAUUACAUUCCUCGUCACGGAUCUCCGACCAGAACUGGACUCACGGGACCCAUUGGGGGGUAAGCCACUGUUGCUGUAGUACACUGCUGAUGAUGUCAUUACAACUUCAUGUCAAAAAAAUCCGAACUAUUCCUUUAUCUCAACAAAAUAGCUACAUUUUAGCUUUGUCUUGCACACCACAAAGCUAAUUAUAUAUACUGUGUAGCUCUUAAUCAUAAUUUAUCCAUUUUAGUCAUACAAUUCAUACAAUAUGACGAGUGCCAAUAAAAAAACAAAAAUGGCCCGUGGAUACCCGUGAAUAGCAAUCUCUAUGGACAUAUCUGCAUAAUCUGGGGGAGGAUGCGAUAACUAUCAGGGGGGGUCAUGAGAGGCAGGGAGUACUUUCACUAUUGCUGGAGAGCUGCCAACAUGUACAAAUUUUUCGUACUCAACAUGCAAUUUGACUCUUGCAUACUCUCCAUUUUGUUGCAUUUUCCUGGUGUUUCAGUUUCGAGUUCAGUCUGUACAGUACAGAUAAAUAAAUAGAUAUCAGUUUCUCAAUAGUAUUUCAAAUCGGGGUAGAGUGAAAACAUUUACAUCCCCUAGGACAGGCAUGACAGAAAAUAAGUGAGAACAACUGCUUCAGUUGGAUUGUUCCAUCGUUCCUUUCCUGUUCUACUAUUACCAUCACAUUUCCCCUCUUUGCCAUCAGUGGUACCUCUCUGUGGUGGCAUUACAAAAGAAACUAAAGAAAAAGCUAACUAAACUUUAACAUUGGUGUUCAGCAUUUGUCUUGAGGGCCAUUUGUGGCCUGCGGCACAUUCUAAAAAACAAAACAAAAAAAAACAUACAAUUAAACAAGAAAACUACCACUACUGCUAUUACUACUACUGAUAAUAAUACGCUUUGUCACUUAGAACACAAAGCUGACAUGCAGGCAGUUUUUUUCCUUGAAAGAAAGUCAUCCCUUGUUUAUCGCGAUUGAUUCCAGAUCUGACCGUGAUAAAUUAAUUCCCGCGAUAUAGUAUUCAAUGUUUUAUUUUCGUAGUUAGACAAACAAGUUUUCUAUGCUCUUUCUAAAUAUGGUUUUUAACAUUGUUAGAGCCCUGUAGACAUGAAAUAACACCCCUAUAGUCACCUUCACACUCCUAUUAUCCUUUGUUUACAACACAUUGCUCAACUGUUAUGCUGCAGGGACUCGAGACGGCCGUGAGCUAACCAGUUAGCCUUGAAUUUACUUCUUCUGAACAUAAGAAGCCAAAAAACUUACCACUUCCACACAGAAUGGGAGGAGAACUUUUUUUUUUUUAAACUCCAUCAUGUCUUCAUGCAGUGUUAAGGUAAUGUAAUGUCAGGUCUCAAUGUCUUGUGUCUGCCGCCUAGUGACCAGAAUACUACAUAUCACUUGUAUUUCGAUAGGUUUGGACUAAUAAUAGACAGUCUACCAUAAAACAGUGAUCAUUUUUGUAUCUGAAUUACUGCGUUAUAGUGAGGGAGCGAUAAUCAAACCGUGACAUUGCAUAGGACAACUGUAUAUACUGUAUAUGACUCAAUGAGCUCUGACAUCCAAUCCAGAUGUAUCCAAAUGUAAAUUUAGUUUUAAUUAGGAACAUUUUACAGCAACGUUCUUGUGUCAUUUCCAGCUAAAAGAUGCACUUGAAGGCAACAUUUGUCCUGGCUAUCAAGAUUAAUGAUUUAUGGUGUGCCUGUAAACUAUUUAGUGUGUUGGAAAACAAUAAGAGAAUAAGGGAAUUGCCAAUGUUUUUGGACAAUAAAAUUUGGUCAACUCCACUCCAAUCUGCAGUGUAAUAUUUAGCCCAAAGUGUUCACUAGAGCAAUUUGUUUAAUUUGCACGUGUAUAUCGUGUAUAAAACAAUGUUUUUCACCCUGUGCAGAAGUAACAACAAAAAUGUACCACAUUAAAUUCACAUUUUGGCAAAAAUGAAAAUCUAGACGUCAGAAUCAUCUUUGGAAGCAUCAACAGCUUUAUUAGCUUGUAGAAGUGGCCGUGGCUUUUGGCUCAUAACAUUAAGAGUUUGUAUUUUGUGGAAAUGAGCACAUGAGUCUACAGUACUACGUGAAAGUGCUCUAAUAACAAUAAUCAUCAUUGUGCAUCAAAGAGGCCAAGCAUUUGGCACUUUAAAGUCUCCUGUGGUUUCAUUCUAUCCGCAACAGACAAUCAUAGUUCUGCAUAUUACAAAUAUCCAAAAUGUAAAAAAAGAGCAUUAUUAUUAUUAUUAUCAUCAAUAAGAUCCUAACAAGAAAAACAGCGUUCAUGGUUGGAUAGUUGAAUGAAUGACCUUUCCAAAGGGGUGUGGUUUGGUGAUGUAGGAGGUGUAGCCCUUGCAGCUUGACGCUCGCCACCUCCUCACAGCUCGUCUCCAGUGUGGCUGCGAUUGAAGGUGUCGCCUGUCAGCUUCUCCUGCGCCUCCUUCAUCCCAGACACCACUGAAACAAAAAGGCCUUGAUCAACAAACUACCUUCAGCACAAGCAGUACCAUAUACACUCCUGAUCAAAGGUUGAAAAAUUGCUAGAAUUAGCAUUUUGCACAUUUGGAUCUUAGUGAGGUUUUAAGUAGAGUUACAAUAUGCAAAAACAAGAAGGGAGUGAGACAAAAAACAUCUGGAACUUGUUUAAGACCACAGGCUAUAAAAGCCAAAAUCUGCUCAAAAUGUUAAUUUUCUGUCAGGCAUUCACACUGUCAUGCCCUCCUGAUGGCUAAAGCUAAGAAGCUUUCUCUUUUUCAACGUGGUCGGAUUGUGGCGCUGCAUAAGCAAGGCCUCUCGCAGCAUGCCAUUACUGCUGAGGUUGGGAGCAGUAAAUCAGUCAUUCUACAUUUUUUGAAAGAUCCUGAGCAUUAAGGAACAAAAAGUCAAGUGGUAGACCCAAAAAAAAAAAAAAAAAAAAAAAAAUCACACCUGCGCUGAGCCGGAGGAUCCAAUUGGUUGCCCAUCAAGACACAGGGCGGUCUUCCACCCACAUUAAGGCCCUUACUGGUGCCGACUGCAGCGCAAUAACCAUCAGACGGCAUCUGCGAGAAAAGGGUUUAAAAAACGAAUUCAAAGACCUCGUCUCCUUCAACGCCACAAAACUGCCCGUUUAGACUUUGCCAGGGAGCAUCAAACAUGGGACAUUGAAAGGUGGAAAAAAGUUUUAUUCUCUGAUGAGAAAAAAUGUAACCUUGGCGGUCCAGAUGGUUUCCAACAUUACUGGCAUGACAAGGAGAUCCCACCUGAGAUGUUUUCUACCCGGCACAGUGGAGGGGGGGUCCAUCAUGAUCUGGGGUGCUUUUUCAUUCAGUGGAACACUGGAGCUUUAGGCGGUGCGGGGUCGUCUAAUGGCGGCCGCUUAUGUGCAGAUGUUGCAGUGGGCAUCCCUCAUGACUGAGGGCCCUCGUCUGUGUGGUAACAGCUGGGUUUUUCAACAGGACAACGCUGCAGUUCACAAUGCUCGCUUGACCAAGGACUUCUUCAGGGAGAAUAACAUCACUCUUUUGGACCAUCCUGCAUGUUCCCCUCAUUUAAAUCCCAUAGAGAACAUUUGGGGAUGGAUAACAAGGGAAGUUUAUAAAAAUGGCCAUCAGUUCCAGACAGUUGAUGCCCUUGGUGAAGCCAUCUUCACCACUUGGAGCAAUGUUCCCACUAGCCUCCUGGAAACGCUCACAUCAAGCAUGCCCAAACCCAUUUUUGAAGUGAUUAACAAGAAUAGUGGAGCUACUCAUUACUGAGUCCUACUGAGAACAUUUUUGGCUCUGGUUUGGAGAGUUUUUGUUAUUUAAGUGAUGGUCUUAAACUUUUGAUCAGCUGAUAAACAGCCUAUUUCAGUUUAAUUGUUGUUUUCAAUAAAUUACUUUUUCAAAGUGCUUUUUGUCUCACUCCCCCUUCUUGCUUUUGCAUAUUGUAGCUCUACUUCUAGCAAUUUUUCAACUGGUCUUAAGAGUUUGACCAUGACUGUACAAUACAGGGAUUGUUUUACCGUAUGGCUCCCCCCUCAAGUGUGAAGUGGAAUUGCAUCCAGCAAGGAUUUUCAUAUGACAAUAUUUGUAUUUCUAUUAUUCAAGGCUUACCUUGCUCUGCGCUGCUGUAAAAGUAUUUGUAGUUGGGGUUUCCCAUUUUGUUGGUGAUUUCAGGGUGAACUUGGCCACUAGAAUCUGCAAGCCAAGUGCGACUCGUUAUUUAUUUACAUUAAGCAUCAGCCUGUAACGUCUCUACGGCAGAGAAACUUGUAUGUCAACUUUUGGCUUACCGAGGAAAAGGAUGCGAGGAAUGUAGCCGCCAUCGGGACUGAAGGCCUCGUCCUUUGGCUCCUCUUCGUCCUGUCCAAGCAAGAGAUGAAACGUCAGUGGAUUGAGUGAUGCACAAGAAGCCUUCCACUGGGUAUUCAUUGCAACUGUACAGCCAUUUUCUAAAGCUAAUGUGGGAAAGUAGGCUUCAGUUUGCUAUGGAGUGGAUACUUGCAGUCUGGAAUAUAGUGGAAUAUUACAUAUAAUGGAGUAGGGUCACGUGGGCUCAUGACUCCACUCAUUUACUGUCCAAAUUGGGUGCGAGUGCUCACACUGCUCAAACAAGCUGGAUUUUGGGUGUCAAGCGUGUCCAUGCCUGCUAACAUAUGCCUAGUGUGAGUGCAACCUCAGUCAGGUCGCAGAUAGCAGUUAUGCUAACUGUAUGAGCUCAGGUAAUAUAUGAAUGUACCUUUUCUUUCUGCUAGACUUGUUUCCUCACCUCCAGGUUGACCAUCACAAAGUUGUGGGCAAGCUCCAAGAUUUCCUUAGACUGUGCAAAUUUGGGUUUCAGCGCUGCAAAGAGUGAAAAAAGACAGUGUUACACACUCCUGCCCUACCCACUGUGCAGUGUGUGAUUCUACUGUAUGUAGGUUAGAAUUACCUUUGCAAGCUCCACACCAGGUCUUGUGGAUGAUUACCAUGAUAGGCAGCCCACUGGCAACACAAACAAAGCAAAGUUAGAGGAAAUUUGUUGUUAAAAUAUAGCUCCAACUCAGAAUUGUGCCACACACCCACCUGGCCUCUGCCUCAUUUUUGCCAUCUU